AUGUUUGCAAACAACAGUCUCAUGAAUUUGGUGUCUACAGCGUCGAUCCCAUUACUAUUUCUACCAUUGCUUUAUACAAAACCCGAAUUUGAUGUUGAUCAACUGUUUACAAUCGUAUAUUUCAACGUUCUUGCAGAUGUUCCAAAGAGGUCACUCAUAUCUACAGUUACUGCCGCAUAUUUAGCUACAGGAUCCUACCAAGUCAUGUUUUUCACAUUUAUUUUCGGAAUUGCCGUGAAAAGUUUAAUCGGCAAGAUCAACUCUGUCCUAUCCUACAACUGUGUUGACCUAUUGGUCAGGUUUUGCAUAUCAAAUGACGUAAAUCAAGCUGAUUUCGUAAUUUUACAUAAUGAGAACCCGAAUGCGACCGCAUUAGGUCAACAACAAGGGGAAGGUGACAACCAGAACUUAGAUCAGCUUGGUGAUGAAAUUACAGAUAUAACUGGAUUAAAUCUUGACGUAAACAUCGAAAUAGAGAUGAAUCGAGGCCGCCAAACAGAAACCACAGAUGUUCAAGAACCAGAAAUACCAGAAAACGAUAAUAUUCCGCAGAAUCAGGAAAAUCAGGAAAAUAAUACAACAAAUUUGAACGAAGAAGAGGAAUAUGAGGAAGAGGAAGAUCAAGUAGGUGUUAUUAAUAUGAAUAAUGCAGGAACUGUUCAAGAUUUUAAUAAAUUAAACUCACAAUUGAAAGAAUCAGUAAUAAUCUUGGUUAGUUUAUCUGUAAUAUCAGGAUUAAUGCUCAAAUUCCAAAAUAAUAGGAUGAAACACAUUACUUACAUGCUUUUACAGUUCUAUUUCGCUCCAUUUUUGCAAGCUCACAAAAUUUUCUUGAUGUUCUAUCACGAUAAAGUGUUUUACUUGUGGAGACAUGUUUUCUUAGAUCUCCUGCUCUCCAUAAUCACUCAUUUUGCUUCUGGAGCUACAAUUAACUUUUUCUUGAUUUUCCCUGUCUUUUUCAGCCCAAUUAUGCCAAAUAUAAGCAUAAAUAAGGCAGAAUUAGAUAAAUUAGUCAACAAUCAGAACAAUCAAUAG
This is a messenger RNA of Trichomonas vaginalis G3, 1035 nucleotides long. RefSeq lists its product as uncharacterized. NCBI's taxonomy places the organism in Eukaryota, Parabasalia, Trichomonadida, Trichomonadidae. The record is from RefSeq and is a predicted model, not a curated record. The transcript has a single exon. The coding region runs from base 1 to 1035 and encodes 344 amino acids.